AAAUGCAAAUAUGCCACUGUUUUGUGACCAAUAUUGCAAAAAUUAGAAAGAGGAAGUUGGGUUUUUGUUCUUGCAUGAGUUCAGCCCCGGAGGAGACGCAGACCGGUCUUGGAAGAAGGCACCUUCUAAACAACUCCACUUCCAGUGAUCUGGACAAGACAUUUUAACAGACUGUUCUAGCCUCUGUUGGGCAACUCCCAACCAAAGCCCCAGAGGAAGCCGGUGCCUGUUCAUUAAUCCCUGACGGCCUCAUUGGGCAACAGCGUUGGGCAACAGGAAGCCGUUGGCCAGCCUCCUAGCAGAGCCCAGGGGGUUUGACUGUGAAGAUGGAAUUGGGUAGGAGCUCCCCGACACCCCAAGAAGAAGCCAUUUCCCCUCUUGGGGUACCUGAUGCUGGACCCAGAAGCUCCCCACUAGGGAAGCUUCAAGCACUUCCCUUCGGGUCAGGAGCUCCCCAAGGGGCUCAAGGCAGCUCAGCCUCAGCAGGGGACAGCUCCUUGGGGGAGCCAAGUGGAGCUGUGAAGAUCCCCAACAGAGACAGUGGAAUUGAAAGCCCAUCCUCCAGUGUGGCCAGUGAGAACUUCCCCUGUGAGGAGGGCAGUGAGGGGUCUCCAAGCCCUGCCAUCCUAGGGCUACACCCUGAGGUAGCUGUGGACAGCCGGGCCCCACAGGACAACCCCCAGGAGGGAGAAGACAGUGGUGUGGGCGAGGACCCUGACCCCAAGAUCACCCCGUGUAGGCCUGAGGAGGAUGUCAGCUCGACUCAGGGCUCUGACCCACAGAAGCUGCUUCACAUUGCCCAGGAGCUCCUGCACACGGAGGAAGCCUACGUGAAGCGGCUGCACCUGCUGGACCAGGUUUUCUGUGCCAAGCUGACAGAAGCAGGGAUCCCUCCGGAAGUCACCACGGGCAUCUUCUCUAACAUCUCUUCUAUCUACCGCUUCCAUGGGCAGUUCCUCCUGCCUGGACUGAAGAAGAGGAUCACGGAGGAGUGGGAUACAAAGCCUCGUCUCGGAGACAUCCUGCAGAAACUGGCUCCGUUCCUGAAGAUGUAUGGCGAGUACGUCAAGAACUUUGACAGAGCAAUGGGGCUAGUGAGCACGUGGACCCAGCGUUCUCCGCAGUUUAAGGACGUCAUCCACACCAUCCAGAAGCAGGAGGUGUGCGGGAACUUGACCCUGCAGCAUCACAUGCUGGAGCCUGUGCAGAGGGUCCCCCGCUAUGAGCUGCUGCUCAAGGACUACUUAAAGCGGCUCCCCAGGGAUGCCCCGGACCGGAAGGAUGCUGAGAGGUCUUUGGAACUCAUCUCUACAGCUGCUGACCACUCCAAUGCUGCCAUUAGGAAGAUGGAGAAAAUGCACAAGCUCUUAGAGGUGUAUGAGCAGCUGGGUGGGGAGGAGGACAUCGUUAACCCAGCCAAUGAGCUGAUCAAGGAGGGCAACAUCCAGAAGUUAUCAGCCAAGAAUGGCACCACUCAGGACCGACACCUCUUCUUGUUCAACAAUGUGAUGCUCUACUGCGUACCCAAGCUAAGGCUCAUGGGCCAGAAGUUCAGUGUACGGGAGAAAAUGGACAUCUCUGAUCUCCAGGUGCAAGAUGUCGCGAAACCAAAUGCUGCCCGCACAUUCAUCAUAACAGGACGAAAAAGGUCCCUGGAGCUUCAGACUCGGACCGAAGAAGAGAAGAAAGAAUGGAUUCAGGUCAUCCAGGCCACUGUGGAGAAGCACAAACAGAAGAGUGAGACCUUCAGGGCCUUCAGCGGUGCCUGUACCCAGGAAGAGGAGCCCAGCCUGUCUCCAGACCAGCCUGUCCUGAGUGCCGGCCCUGUGGAACCUGCAGGGGUAGCCGACAGCAGUGGGAGUACUCCCGGGAUCGAGUCCAGAAAGCUGUCCUCUAAAACAAGACGCGACAAAGAGAAGCCGGGAUGUAAGAGCUGUGGUGAGACCUUCAACUCCAUCACCAAGAGAAGGUAUCGCUGCAAGCUGUGUGGAGAGGUCAUCUGUAGGAAGUGCUCUGAGUUCAAGGCGGAGAACAGUAAGCAGAGCCGUGUCUGCAGAGAGUGUUUCCUGGAGGAGCCCCUGCUCCCUACAAGUCCUAGCUCUGAGACUCCCACCGAGCUCAAACAGAAUGCAGAGAAGCCUCCCUCUGUGGAUCCUCGGCCCAGCCUGCUCUGCGGAACCCUGAAUCUGUCAGACAAUGGUACGGCCUGGAGUGAGGUGUGGGCAGCCAUCCCUGAGUCAGAUCCCCAGGUGCUAGACCUGCUGGCAGGCAGCCAGGCUGGCAAACUGCUGUAUAGCAUCCCACUGUCUGGCUGUAAUAUAACAGUGCCUGACCCCGAGGAGGGGCUGGAGGCUGGGUACGUGUGGAAGCUGCAUCAGGGCUCACAGACCUGGUGGCUGAGUGCCCCCUCCACAAAGCUUCAGCAGCGCUGGCUGGAAGCUCUGAGCACUGCCUCACGCUGGGACACAGCCGGGGGACACCCAGGGGCCUCACAGCCCCAGACCCCAGCAAGCACAGACACCCCAUGAGCAGAGUCUCCUACUGUCCUUCCCACUACCGUAUUUGGCCUGUGUUCUUUUAUGGGUGACCUUAGACGUCCAGUGAAGGAAUGAAGAAGGACUCCUGUGACCGCUGAGGAUGGACCAAGUGGCCCAGAGAAGAGUAGCAAUGGGCCCAAGAUUACUCAACAAGUCUUAGACAAGAGUCGGGCUUCUGGCUCCAGCGCCAGCACUGUGGUGAGAGCGUGGAGAGCCGCCACUACAAAGCCAAUGUCGUCCAAGCAGGCUGAGUGAUGACGCCAGCCCUCAAAGGCACAAGGAGGCCAGGUGGGCACUGUCCAGGGGUGAUCAUGUCCAUCCUGGUAUGACAUCACUCUGGGAAAGGUAGAGCUGUCUGUGGCCUGACCUGGUCUUUGUCUGUCUGUACACUGUGUGACCUGGACCAUGACCUGCUCCUCUGGGCUUCACUUCUACCCUGCCCUCUCCAGAAGCAUUACUUGUCUGCUAUUCCUGCUGAGCCAUUAAAGGGCAAGGAGCAAGGGCCUCCUUAUCCCACCAUUCCCAAACAGAGACACUCUGGGGAGCCGGCCCUCACCCGUGUGACAGGUUUGUGAGGUUUCAGACCGGCCCCUCUCUAGGCAGGUGCCAUGUUCAUCAGCACAUAAAUGCUGGCUGUCUGCAAUUGAGUGCAUCCUUGGCACCCUCCACCCCAUUCUUUACAGGGCUCCCCUCAAGGCAGGUGGCUGGUAGAGGAAUGCUGACCAAGGUGGCGAAAUGCACAAGCCACACAGAGUAGUUCUGCAUCCCCGAUGCUGUAGGUAGUGGGUGAAUCACUAAGCAGGGUAGGGGUGUUACGGGGGUGUCACAGAGGUCACGGGGCUGUUUGCCCCUCAGGGAGUAGGAAAUGUAGAGAUCAGGGAUGGAGCUCUGAUCCUUGAGGAUUCCAGCUCUCUAGCAUCAGCACGGCACUGUGUGGGGACAACUGGGCGGGCAUCAGGGGCCAUUACAUGGUGAAGAGGUGUAGAGCCAGAAAUGGGUGCUAGUUAUAGGUGACAUUGGGACACACCGACGAAGCAGGGGCCUCAUGUGAAAUGGGGGCCUGAGUUUUGAGUCCUGCUAAGGUAGGAUGGGGUAGAAGUAAAGUGUAUUGGAGCAGAGGUGAGGUGGAUGGGGCAGGGGUGAGGUGGACAGGAUACAAGUAAGGCGAAGGGGUGCAGGUGAGGUGGCAGA
This is a messenger RNA of Rattus rattus (black rat), 3728 nucleotides long. RefSeq names its product FYVE, RhoGEF and PH domain containing 3 (gene Fgd3). The record is from RefSeq and is a predicted model, not a curated record. Gene Ontology annotation, biological process: filopodium assembly; cytoskeleton organization. Gene Ontology annotation, molecular function: guanyl-nucleotide exchange factor activity; metal ion binding. NCBI's taxonomy places the organism in Eukaryota, Metazoa, Chordata, Mammalia, Rodentia, Muridae. Gene Ontology annotation, cellular component: cytoplasm.